Molecule: messenger RNA, 1753 nt
Organism: Nymphaea colorata (pocket water lily)
Lineage: Eukaryota; Viridiplantae; Streptophyta; Magnoliopsida; Nymphaeales; Nymphaeaceae
Product: proline-rich receptor-like protein kinase PERK15
Exons: 9
Coding region: 339-1592 (417 amino acids)
Biological process (GO): protein phosphorylation
Molecular function (GO): ATP binding; protein kinase activity
Source: RefSeq, a predicted model, not a curated record
UUUGUUGAAUAGUCCACUUUAUUCUGUUUGUUGUUUGAAAACAUGAUGAUGCUAUUAUUUAUCACAGCAGGAGAGUUGGCCAUAUGUUCGCUAAUCGCAAUCUCAGUGAUUUUAAUGAUGUAACGGAGACGAACUACGCAGGAAAUAGGGAUUAAACAAUGACACCAUCGUGUUUCACCAAAUGCGAUAGCCACUUAAAAGCUGCUGCCUUGCUCAAAAGAAGGAUUGUAAAGUGGCUGAAAUUGAUUAGCUUCUAGGAGCUGUUCUGCCACUUGGGUUCCCUAAAAAGUGUCGUCAGAAAGCUGCAGCAAUGAUGUAAGAUGUGAAACAUUUCAUCAAUGAUUUCUUUCAAACCCAAGUCACUCAACUGGUUUGAGCUGAAUGAUACUAACAUCAGGGAUAGUGGAAGCAGAAGCAGAGCAAUCAAACCGAUGUAUGUUGCAGCCGUCAUUGGUGGUGCGGCAGCGGCUCUACUUUUGGUGAUAAUAGUGGUUUUAUUUGUUUACGUCUUGCUUUUGAAAUGCAAGAAAUGGCCAAAUAAAAGUUCUGAGACUGGAUCUUCGGAGGCCCAAGUGGAAUGGACGAAGAUUGUUGAAUCAUCAUUGGCAGGGGAUGUCUCAGUAUCAGAGCAGCAAGGAACAAGGAAAUUUACAUUGGAAGAGCUGCGCCAGGCUACCAAGGACUUCAGUGAAAGUAACCUUAUUGGAGAAGGUAGAUUUGGGUUGAUCUACAAGGGCUUGUUGCAUGAUGGAAAUCUAGUGGCAAUCAAGAGGCGCAGCAGACCUCCACAGCAGAAAUUCGUUGAAGAGGUCCGCUAUUUAUCAUCAAUACGGAACCGUAAUCUAGUCAACCUCCUUGGUUAUUGUCAGGAGGACAAUCUGCAAAUGUUAGUCGUUGAGUAUUUGCCAAAUGGCAGUCUAUGCAACCAUUUGUAUGAACAUUGCAAAGAUUCUAAAGCACAUGUAGAAUUCAAGCAAAGGCUUUCCAUAGCCAUUGGAGCUGCAAAAGGUUUAUGCCACUUGCACAGUCUAUCACCUCCUUUAGUACAUGGAGACUUCAAAACAGAUAAAGUCUUUAUAGAUGAAAGCAUUGCUAAAGUUGCUGAUGCAGGAUUCCUGAGACUAAUUGAGAGCACAGAUGACCCUGGACCAUCAAAUGUAACAAGCAGAUUUAACGCUUUCCUAGAUCCAGACUUUGAAGAGACUGGAGCAAUGACAGAAAAGAGUGAUGUUUACAGCUUCGGUGUAUUCCUUUUAGAGCUCAUAACAGGUCAGGAAGCUUCAGAAUUGUGUUCCUCAAGAUCUAGAGAAGACCUUAUCCAAUGGAAGGUGGAGGAGUGCAUGAGCUCCAACAAUUACGAGGGUACAGUAGACCCUAGACUCUCUGGCAGCUUCACUAGAGAAGGAAUGAAAGAACUUCUUCGCCUGACUCUGCAAUGUAUCAAUUUUAGUAGCAGAAGGCGAUCGGAUAUGCGGUCUGUGGAGUCAGAGCUCGAAAGAAUAUUUGAAAAAGAGAUGAAGCUGACGACAGUCAUGGGAGAAGGCACUGCAGUUGUGACUCUAGGAAGCCAGUUAUUCACUUCUUCGACGUGAAGAUUGAAAAAGGCUUGUGCCAAUGUGGACAAAUUUUCCUGUUUCCUCCUGCUUCUCUUCUACUUUUCUUGAUUCUGCACUUGAAAAAUUGGUCUCUCUUAAAGGGGAUCGGCCAUUGAUUUGAAAUCGAUGCGUUUGGUAACAUAAAGAUUUUAUUUGAA